Molecule: messenger RNA, 627 nt
Organism: Pseudocercospora fijiensis CIRAD86
Lineage: Eukaryota; Fungi; Ascomycota; Dothideomycetes; Mycosphaerellales; Mycosphaerellaceae
Exons: 2
Coding region: 1-627 (208 amino acids)
Molecular function (GO): acyltransferase activity, transferring groups other than amino-acyl groups
Source: RefSeq, a predicted model, not a curated record
AUGUCGAAAGAGACAUCAAUCGAGACACCACGCCUACUCCUCCGCGCAGCUCAAGUUGAAGAUGCAGACUCUCUGUACGAAGCCUUCUCAGAUUCCGAAGUGAUGCGAUAUUGGAGCGAACUCCCACAUACCUUGGAACGCACCCAACAAUGGUUAUCGUCAAUGCUCUCCUCCCCACAGAACGGGACAACAGACUUCGUGAUCGUUCUCAAAGACUCAUCCCAAGUCAUCGGAAAAAUCGGAAUCUUUUACCCUCGUCCUUCAAAUGAAAUCGGAUUCCUUCUCGCGAGAAAAUUCUGGGGACAGGGUUUGGCGAAAGAGGCUUUGAAAGCUCUUCUCGGCUACCUUUUUUCUCUCGAGAGAAUGGACUGUUCUACUUCGCCUUCAGAGCCUAGUCCAGGUCCGGGGUAUAAUUGUUUGAGCGAUUCUGAAAUUCGUGGUCGGUGGGCGUACCCUUCGAUUACCGCUGAUACUGAUCCUAGGAAUGCGGCUAGCAUUGGAUUGUUGAAGAGUUGUGGGUUUGUGGAGAGUGGCAUGGUUCGGAAUACGCUGCUGCUUGGCGAGGAGUGGUGUGAUUCUUUGUAUCUGAGGUUGGGGAGGGAGACGUGGGUGGAGAGGCAGGAUUGA